AUGACCUCAGAUACAGCAGCAACACCGAAUACAAAUGAAAUGACCAAAUGUUGUAGUAGCACAGAUUGUGGCUAUAUUGCGGAACUGAAAGCGUUUAUACGUGAUGUGACAAAAGAUGCUGUGACGAAUGGUGGUGGUGGCGUGGAGAACGGAGGUACAGGUAAUGCUGCAAGCGGUGUAACCGGGAAUGGCAUUGGGGAAUUGCGCACCCGAAACAAUGCUGAAACAUAUCCGGUAAAUGAAGCUGAAGAACUACAGGCAGAGGUCUGCAUUCAUGUAUGGCAAAAAUUAGCCAGCUGUCCGGAACACUUUCGCCUGGGCUUACACCAACUGAUAAAAAAUGAAAUUUUAAGUGAAUUAAAUAAUGUCAAAGUACGAGAGGACCUAAUUGAACCGAACAAACAGCAGCAGCAGAAUAAUACCGAAUUGGAUGCUGGACAAAUUAAAUGUUUUGAUUUACUAAAACUGCAGAAGUUCAUUAGUCAACAAUUGGAUAGAAUUUUAUUACGCUUAUCCGACAAUUCUAAAGAGGAUGAUUUGAAAACAUGUGGUGAGUGUCAGUGCUCAAAAAGGGAUGCUGGCACGGUACAGCUACCGCCGUGUUCGGUUAUGCAAAUUAAAAAUAAACCAAGAAAAAUGGAAGAUCGACAUGUGUGCCUACCUAGAUUUGGUGAGUUAUAUGGCCUUGAGGCGCAACACAGUUUCUUUGGUGUGUUCGACGGCCACUCAGGGGCACUGGCGGCAACAUAUGCUGCCAAUCAAAUGCCGUACUUGGUUUCAAAAUACUUGAAGGAAAUGAAAAUCACAGCAUGUCAAACGGAAACAGAUUUCUAUAGGGAUGUCCUGGAGGCAAGCUUCUUAAAGGCCGACUCAAAUUUUGCUCAAAAAUCAUUGGGUAGUGGCACCACAGCUGUUUGUGCCCUAUUGAAAUACACCAACAACAGCAAUGUGACGGCAAAUCAUUUGUAUGUGGCAUGGGUAGGUGAUUCCAGAUGUUUACUAGUAUCACCCACUGUCUCGUUGCAGUUGGUGAAGCCACAUAAACCCGAUUCAAUGGAUGAACGGAAACGCAUCGAAUCGAUUGAAACUGGCGGUGCUGUGGUCUUUGUACAUGGCCAGUGGCGUGUCAAUGGCAUCAUUAAUGUUUCCCGUUCGAUUGGUGAUCAUUCGGUUAAGGCUGUUAUUGCUGAACCGGAUUUUGUUGAUGUACCACUACAAUCCUCGCAUGAUUUUCUAAUAUUGGGAUCUGAUGGUCUGUGGGAUCAUGUUACGGAAGCGGAUAUUGUCAAAUGCACAUAUAAAUCUUUGGCCGAUGUGCAACAGCCAUUGGAAGAUAUUCCCAAACAGUUAAUAGAAUUGGCCAAAAAGGGAGAUUCUCAAGAUAAUAUAACUGUUAUGUUGGUGUUGCUGAAAGAACGCUCAAAUAUCAUAGAAAAUUAUACAAAAAAUUUUGUGGACAAAACCACAUAA
Messenger RNA from Musca vetustissima, 1470 nucleotides. Its product is annotated as protein phosphatase 1F. Bases 1 to 1470 code for a protein of 489 amino acids. Gene Ontology annotation, molecular function: protein serine/threonine phosphatase activity. The record is from RefSeq and is a predicted model, not a curated record. The transcript has a single exon. Lineage: Eukaryota; Metazoa; Arthropoda; Insecta; Diptera; Muscidae. Gene Ontology annotation, biological process: negative regulation of protein kinase activity; protein dephosphorylation.